AGCUUUGCUACCUUUAAUGUUAAGAAUGCUAAUCUCCCCAAAGUAGCUGCCAUCACUUAGAACCACAUAUUGAGUGACUCCAUCAUCAGCUACGACUGCAAGUUUGCCUUCUUUGAUAAUGUACAUUUCUCGCCCAAUAUCACCUUUCCGGCACACAUAAUCUCCAGGACUGUACACCUGAGGCUGUAGUUUCAAGACCAGUUCAAUCAAUAGGCCAGCUUCACAAUCUGCAAAAAUGCGGACUUUCUUUAAUGUUUCCAAAUGAACAUUGAUGGCAAUCUCUGCUCGUAAUUUAUCUGGAAGAUACUUCAAGACUUCUCUUUCAUCCACUGCUUUCUUAUUUGUCCACAAAUAAUCAAACCAUUUAAUAACUCUUUUUUCUAAAUCUUUGCUCACAUUCCGAAACUGCAUGUACUGCUUGAUAGCAUCAAUCCGUGCUUGAAAUUCUGCCCUGGCAGCAUUCAUGUUAGAAAUCAUAGAACCAAUAUUACCAACAAUGGUAGCAAAAAUUAGUACACCAACUAAGAAGUCAACAACGACAAAGAAGUACUCAGCAUCUCUCACAGGAGGAGGGGUUUCACCAAUUGUUGUCAAGAAUAAGAAAGAAACAGAAUGUUCAUGAGACAGUGGUACAAAAUGGCUGUCAGAAAUGAAAUUCAGCAGCACUUUCAAGUUUCGUUGGUUUUAUGGGAGAGAUGUGAUGUAUUUCCUUUGAUUUGCUCUGGCUCUCAUCAUGCGUGGUGUCAAAUCCUCAAUGUGUCAGACCUACACACUUCUUUCUUUGCCUUUUCUGGCAGAUACCCCAAUGGAACAAAGCUGAGUGUUUCCCCACCUGCUGGAAGCAAAUACAGUUUGUAUAUAGGUGUGGCCUUAGCCAUAGGCUCCAGUAUCUUUGUUGGAUCCAGCUUUAUAUUGAAAAAGAAGGGGCUCUUGCAAUUAGCCGAAAAGGGGGUUACUCGAGCUGGGCAAGGUGGACAUUCUUACCUGAAGGAAUGGCUGUGGUGGGCAGGGCUGCUUUCAAUGGGAAUUGGAGAGGCAGCAAACUUUGCGGCAUAUGCCUUUGCACCAGCAACUCUGGUAACCCCGUUGGGUGCCCUGAGUGUUCUUAUAAGUGCAAUAUUAUCUUCCUCUUUUUUGAAUGAAAAGCUCAAUAUUCAUGGGAAGAUGGGAUGCAUAUUAAGCAUUUUGGGGUCUACGGUGAUGGUUAUUCAUGCUCCGGAAGAGGAGGAAGUUGCAUCACUGGGUGAAAUGGAAAUGAAGCUAAAGGAUCCAGUGUUCAUUGCAUUUGCUGCUGUUAUAAUUGUGAUCUUGCUGGUGCUCAUUUUUGUUGUUGCUCCAAGGCUUGGCCAGACUAAUGUACUGGUUUACAUCUCCAUUUGUUCAGUGAUUGGUGCAUUUUCAGUCUCUUCUGUCAAGGGGCUUGGCAUUGCUAUUAAAGACCUCCUGUAUCAGAAGCCAGUCUAUCGACAUCCACUGGUUUAUAUUUUGGUGGGGAUUCUGGUGCUGUCUGUCAGUACUCAGAUUAACUACCUCAACAAGUCGUUGGAUGUGUUUAAUACAUCCCUAGUGACACCCAUUUAUUACGUGUGCUUUACAACCACAGUAGUGAUCUGCUCCAUCAUCCUCUUCAAGGAAUGGAACAGCAUGGGACUUGGCGAUAUCAUUGGGACCUUGAGUGGAUUUUUCACCAUAAUUAUAGGCAUUAUCUUUCUGCAUGCUUUUAAAAAUGUUAAUAUCACUUGGAGCCAGCUGAAAUCUGUUAAAAAAGAGGCAGUGUUGUCUCUCCAUGGUUAUGAGGCUCAUCAUACUUUAUUGGAGAACAUGGAGGAUCCCGCCUUGGUGUGUGAUGAAGAUAAUACUCUGUUCAGUCGAGGAAAUGAGCAAGAAGGUGGCUUCCUUUAAUAAUUACAUCCCUGUUGAACAACUGACUUGAGUGAGUCCUCAGGAAAUCUACAACAUCUCUAUGGUAGUACUUUUGUGCUUGGAACAAGAGAAGGCAGUUGCUGAGGUAUUUGCUCUGGAAAUGGAAAAGAAAAUUUGUUUCCAAAUACUCUCCUCCCCGCCCCAUCUUUGGCAGCAUAUGAACUCACUGACAAUUGUGGAGCUGUUAGAAGACUACUUAUUUUGCUAAAGAACUGAAUUAUAUAUGCAACAUAUUUUCAUAAAUAGCACUUUAUGGUUUACAGUGUUUGGAUGAAAAUAGUGCUUUUACAGCUAUCUCAGUGAAGAUAUGUGAGGGUUGAGGGGUAGGUGUGGGGAGAAAUCCAUGACUUUCCUAAAUACUUGGCAUGUUGAAUGUCACAUCAAAGUUUUUUAGGUGGCAAGUGUCCUGAAGAGAAAUAUUCUUUUAGAUCCUAAGAUUGUAGGAAAGAGCUGUACAUUCCACAAAAAGGGGGUCUUUUAAAAUAUCGGCUAGUGCUGAAUAUUCUGCAAGUAUUCUACUCCUUGCAACUUAUUCUUGCAGCUUCUUGAAAGCUUCUCUUUCCAGGUUUGAUAUGUUUCUCAUAGAAUUCUUUCUCGGAUAACAAUUUCCUGAGAAACGGACCUUCUAACUUGCCCAACAGUUUUAGGAAUAUAGUCCCAGGUUUUUCCUAUAUGAGUAUGUAUUCUACCUAUCCUUUUCUAAGGGUUCCAAAAGCAAAGUUUAGAUGUAUUUCCCCCCUUGUCCAUCCAAAGUGGAGGGAGGGAAGAGAAGCUUAAACUCUCAUAAAUCUUCCAGUUUUGUUAAAUAAUUGAGAUCUGUUGGGGCAGAAUUUCCCACCAUGUAGUAGUUCGCGAUUUUUGAAAUGUUUAAAUAAAAGCCGAGUAGUCAUAAAUGAACUUCAAGCUAAUUUUGUCGUAAUCUAACUUCAAAAAUACUUAAAUUUGAAUUUUAGAAUUUUUUCCAUGCAUGUAUAGCUAAUGGUUAAAAGGAUGUAUAAAUUUUAAUCUCACUAAGAUUAUUCCUUCUGACUAUUUCAGCCCUGCUGUGAUGAUUUCUUACAAAGUCAAUCACGUAUUUAAGGACUAUGGGUCAACCUGCUAUUUAUGUCUUCUGGGAAGGAGUCAUUUGUGCUUACUCAGGCUAGAUGAAUUAAUUAGGAAAAAAAGUUUCUGACAUGAAUCCUUUCCCCAGGCAAUAUGCAAGGUUUACAUGGAAUUAUACGUUGAUUCUUUAUGUUGGCAGUUUCUAUAUUUUUCUUGAUUUUUCUAAACACCUCCUUUAAUGUUGUGGAAACUGAAAGUGACUUCAGCUGUCAAAUGUUAGCAUCUCAAAUGAAAAUGAUCUGGUCCUAAAGCCUGCUUUGGACUGGUAUUGCAUCAGUAAGCAUUAUAUUAAUUGCACUUAGUAAAUUCUGGAGCACAUUUUAUUAUCCAGCACUAGCUGUUCAAUUCCAGGACUGUUUAGAGGAUUAUAAAAGAUGGUGAAGGCAUAUGGGCUGGAUAAAAGGCAUGCUAGUAUGAUAGGGAUGAAAUUGAAGUUUCUGUGAUGUAUUAUCUGCCUUAAAGGAAAAUCUGACCACAUAGUUUAGUACAUUUGUUUUGGUGCUUAUUCUACCUGGAACAGUUUGUACCAGCCUCAUUGAUUGAGGCUGGUACAAAAUUUCAUUCAUUUCAGUAGAGUAUCCACACAUGAAACGUUUCUGAUUGAUUGUUGACUAUUUAUCUUGCUAUUCACCCUAUGUCUCUGACUGCAGUCCAGCAUGUACUACAAACCUUAUGACCCAUUACAAAAGAAUGGGUCUUGUGGUAGAAUUGUUAGGAAGCUCCAGUUCAGCUGUAUUUUCCCCAUUUUUUAAUGUCUGGUUGUCUUAAAUGGGUACAAAAGGAUUUGAGCCUUUCAUGGCCUCUAGGCACUAGUACCUACCCAGUAUCAUUUGGGGCUUAGAUGCUGCUUUGACUUGCUGUGCUCCUCCUGGCAUGGAUUGGACUCUUACCCCAGUUAAUUAUGUGUGUGGGAAGCAGGGAGGAUUUAUUUCAUGCUGGGUGCAUUGGCAAAAGACUCAAGCUAUUAGUACAUACAUUUUUGCUCUUUAAGAACUUGGAUAUAUGCUAGCUAUCAUUUCAUCCUUAAGAUGUACUGUUGGAUUCAAAACAUCUCUUAUCAAUUCAAGUUGCAGAAUAUUUCAAAAGCUGAUGUGUAUUAUUUACAUUUCUAAAAGAGAGAGAGAGAACGCCUUUCCAGUUCAUGUGACUGUAUUUACCUCCCCCAUAUUUAUUUACUUCUUUUGUAACUUGACCAAAUACCCACAUAGGACUAUGGUUAUAGGAACAGUCACUAAAAUGUUUGUCAGAGAAGCAUAAUAGUUGUGUGUUCGGGGCAAUCUUUCAUAAUUUGAGAAAGAAUUUUGUAUGGUUCAGAGUAUAAACAAUUUGAUUCUUAUACUGCGUUUGAAUAAAGGUAAGACUAACUUUGUUUAAAAGGUUUAGUAUCUUUCUGAUUGAAAGAUUUUUCAUGUUUGAUUUUAUGCUUGUCAAAAAAGGGAAUAAAGUAUCUAUGGUUUUGAUAA
This is a messenger RNA of Hemicordylus capensis (graceful crag lizard), 4490 nucleotides long. It is a transcript of the gene NIPAL1, whose product is annotated as NIPA like domain containing 1. Gene Ontology annotation, cellular component: membrane. Gene Ontology annotation, biological process: magnesium ion transport. The coding region runs from base 613 to 1902 and encodes 429 amino acids. The record is from RefSeq and is a predicted model, not a curated record. Lineage: Eukaryota; Metazoa; Chordata; Lepidosauria; Squamata; Cordylidae. Gene Ontology annotation, molecular function: magnesium ion transmembrane transporter activity. The transcript is spliced from 7 exons.